AUGUCGGUGAGAUGCAAGGUUGAAGGUUGCCUAUGGAAGAUAUGUGCAAAUACAGUGGGGAAGAAGACUUCUUUCCUACGCGUGAUGACAUUUGUAAAUGAACAUGUGCAUAGUGAGCAAGACAAUCUCCAAGUCAACCAUGGUGGAAGAUCUAGUUUGAUAUCAGUAAUUAUAAUUGAUGAGGUAAGGAAUCACAUAGACAAACGGCCUACUAAAAUAAUGACAAUGUUGAAGAGAGACUAUGGAGUGAAUCUAAUAUACAAGCAAGCAUAUAGAGCUAAGGAAAAAGCAAUGGAGGAAAUACAAGGCAGACCUGAGCAAUCUUACAUGCUAAUACCUUGGAUUUGUCAAAGACUAAAGGAAAGUGAUGAAAAAACUGUUGCUGAAUGGGUUGCUACUGGGAAUAACAUAUUUGAGCGAGUUUUCGUAGCUUAUGGGUGUUGUAUAGAGGGUUUCUUAACUGGUGGUAGGCAUAUACUGUAUAUAGAUGGAACUCACCUAAGUAGACCGUAUAAGGGAACAUUGCUGUCAGCAUCGGCUUAUGAUGCGGACAAUAAAUUAUUACUAUUUGCAAUUGCCAUUGUGAAGGGGGAAACAUAUGAGGAUUGGUCAUGGUUUCUGAAUAUGAUUAAAAAUAUCAUUGGCUCUAGAUAG
Messenger RNA from Neltuma alba, 654 nucleotides. RefSeq lists its product as uncharacterized. Bases 1 to 654 code for a protein of 217 amino acids. The record is from RefSeq and is a predicted model, not a curated record. The transcript has a single exon. Lineage: Eukaryota; Viridiplantae; Streptophyta; Magnoliopsida; Fabales; Fabaceae.